Molecule: messenger RNA, 3482 nt
Organism: Carcharodon carcharias (great white shark)
Lineage: Eukaryota; Metazoa; Chordata; Chondrichthyes; Lamniformes; Lamnidae
Product: RAS guanyl-releasing protein 2-like
Exons: 17
Coding region: 451-2268 (605 amino acids)
Biological process (GO): Ras protein signal transduction; positive regulation of GTPase activity
Cellular component (GO): plasma membrane
Molecular function (GO): calcium ion binding; guanyl-nucleotide exchange factor activity
Source: RefSeq, a predicted model, not a curated record
ACUGAUAGCAGUCAACGGUACAGGAAACAGCUCUGCCACUGCUCUCUCGUCGCCUCCCUCUCUUAGCUGAAGCCUGGGUGGAUCGUGUGUGUGUGUGUGUGUGUGUGUGUGUGUGUGUGUGUGUGGCUGGCUCAGCGUUCACCCCUGAAGAGGCCAUUGUAGGAACCCUCCCAUUCACGAAGGCACCCGUCUGGCCACCUCAACAGCCGUCUGGGAAACUUGGGGCCCGGCUACGGAGUUCACCGGCUCUUAUUUAAGAAGGGGGAGAGAGAGGUUUGCGUUUGGUAGCGCCUGUCACGCCCACCGGAUAGCUCAAAGAGCUUUGCAGCCAACGAGGAGACUGACCGCUGGAGUGGCCAAGGUCCGAGCGACUCCCCACACCCCACCCCCCCUCCAUUGCCUCCUGGACGACAGUGGUUUGACCGCUAGCCUCACCCGCUCGGGCGCGGAAUGGCAGAGAUAUCUGGGAAGGAAGAUGAGAAGCCGGAGUUUCUGAAGACUGAGAAGUCAGCGACCAUUGAUGAGAUCAUCGAGGCCUGUAUAAACACCUUCGAUGACUGUGGGAAGCUGAGCAACCAGACUCUCCCUCGCAUGUUCCUGAUGAUGCACCAGUGGUACCUGCCGUCGAGCGAGUUGGUGGGAAAGCUCCUCACAUUAUAUCGUGAUGCUUGCACUUCCAAUUCGAAGAUCAUUCAACUUAAAAUAUGUCAGCUGGUCAGGUUCUGGAUUGCGGAGUUCCCGGCUGAGUUCAACCUGGACAGCGAGUUGGCCGAGCAGAUUAAGGAGCUACAGGAGACAGUGAGCCGGGCAGGAGAUCGGAGGCACAGCAAGCUGGUCGACAUCUCGCAAGUGCCGUCGUUCGAGUGGAAGAGGCAGAUCACCCAGCGCAACCACAUCACCCAGAAGCGGAGGAAGAUGUCCCUCCUCUUCGACCACCUGGGACCGCUGGAGCUGGCCGAACAUCUCACCUACCUGGAGUACAAAUCCUUCUGCCGGAUCCUGUUGCGGGACUACCAAAGCUUUGCGAAGCACGGCUGCACCAAGGACAACCCCAUCCUGGAGAGGUUCAUCAGCCUCUUCAACAGCGUCUCCCAGUGGGUCCAGAUGAUGGUGCUGAGCAUGCACACGCCGCAGCAGAGGGCAGAGGUCAUCACCAAGUUCGUCCACGUCGCUCAGAGGUUGCUGCAGCUCCAGAAUUAUAACACCCUGAUGGCGGUGAUUGGUGGAUUGAGUCACAGCGCAAUAUCCCGGCUGAAGGAGACCUACCAUUAUGUCAGUGCCGAUGUUGUAAAGAUCUCCGACAGCCUGACGGAGCUGGUGACGACCUGCGGCAACUACAGCAACUACCGCAAGUGCUUCGCUGAGAGUUCGGGGUUCCGCUUCCCCAUCCUGGGGGUGCACCUGAAGGACCUGCUGGCCGUCCACCUGGCCCUGCCAGACUGGCUGGAGAAGGGGCGGGUGAACCUGGUGAAGAUGCAGCAGCUCUACUCCAUCCUCAACGAGCUGAUCGAGGUGCAGUCCACCUCCCCGCCCAUCGAGCCCAGCAUGGACCUGGUCAACCUCCUGACGGUCUCUCUGGACCAGUUCCACACGGACGAUGAGAUCUACAAAUUGUCCCUCGCUCGGGAACCUCGCACAUCCAAGUCUGCGCCAUCGAGUCCGACCCCUCCCCAAUCGCCGAUUAUCGAUGAAUGGGCGUCUGCUGUUAAACCCAAAACAGACCCUGAGCUAAUUAAUAAACACAUCCUCAAGAUGGUGGAGUCCGUUUUUAGGAACUUUGAUGUUGACCAGGAUGGUUACAUCUCCCAGAAGGAGUUCAGCAUCAUAUCUUCCAACUUCCCCUACCUGGACAGGUUCAGCGUUUUGGAUGAAAAUAAUGAUGGACAGAUCAGCAGGGACGAGAUGAUAACCUAUUUCAUGCAAGCGAACUCUCUGCUCAACUGCAAGAUGGGAUUCAUCCACAAUUUCACAGAGACUACCUACCUGAAACCCACCUUCUGUGAACACUGCAAGAACUUUAUCUGGGGCCUGUAUAAACAAGGAUACAAGUGUCGAGCCUGUGGGAUCAGUUGCCACAAGCAGUGUAAGAGCCUGUUGGUGAUGGAGUGUCGGAAGCGCACCAAGAGUAUCAGCUUGGACAGCCCAACUCCCACUCUCAGGAGAUCCUUCAGCUUCCCUGUCACACACUCCACUCCCGACUCCGCCAACACAGUGCUAGAGGAAAAGGUUGAGGAUUUGGAAGAUGAAGUUCAAGAUAUCCACCUCUGAACUCCAGCCCACAGCCGGCUCCAAGCACAAAGGUUUUGAUUGGGACCCUCAGACAUCUCCGCUUGAAGCUGGCAUAGACUCCGCCCCUCACUGACUGACACCCAAUGUGCGGGGCGCGGCUCGGGGAGAGGGCAGGGCCAACAUUGACCAUCCGAAGCCCUCCGCUGGUAGACUAGGGUGGUGCCUGGCAUGGAAGAGGCGCGGCUGGCAGUGAUGGUCAGGGGGCACACGCCAUUGGCUACACCAUGGGAUGAACCAGCUUGGCCAUUGCAGCCGCCAUCUUGUCCCCAGAAGCUUGGCACUAAUAAUUUAUUUUUGUAGAUAAUUGUCCUUUGAUCUCCCUGAGUCUGGGGCUUCUCUGAGUUGUCCCCUCUCUUCUCCCCUUCAAAAUUGUUUGGAGGUCCCUUCUUGAGCAGAUGCUGGUAACAAUGCCUUGCAUUUAUAUAGCACCUCUAAUACUGUAAAACGCCCUGAGGGCCAAUUAUAAAACUAAUUUAGAUAACGAGAGGGAGACAUUAGGGACAGGUAAAGCUCGGCUGAAGAGUUUGUUUUUAAGGACUGUCUUAAAGGCGGAGAGAGAGAGAGAGAAAAGCGGGAGAGGUUUAGGGAGGGAAUUCCAGACCUUAAUACCCACCCCCCCACCUCCAGGCAGCUGAAGGCACGGCCGCCAACAGUGGAGCGAUGGGAAUUUGGUGACGUUCGAGAGGCUGGAAUUAGGGGGGCGCUGAGAACUCGGAGCGUUGUGGAGCUGGAGGUGUUUGCAGAGGCUGGGAGAGGGGGUUUGGGGAGUGAGGCCAUGGAGGGACUUGAAAACACAGGUGAGAGGUUUCAAGUCAUGGUGUGGUUUAACCGGGAGCCAGGGUAGGUCAGUGAGUACAGGGGCUGAGGGGGAAGAGGGAUUUAGGGCACAGGAUAGAGGGGGGUGGGUAGCGGUGGGCAACAGAGUUUUGGAUGGGCUUAAGUUUGCAGAGGGUAGAAUGUGGGAGUCCAGCCAGGAGGGUGCUAGAAUAGUUGCCCCAGAGAUGACUUUCCACCCACCUACUCUUACCCUCACUGACACCAUCUACCUCCUCACCCGAUUCCACCCCUACCUCAGCUCACCUGCUGCUGAAUCCCUCAUCCACGACUUAGUUACCUCCAGACUUGAAUAUGCCACCACUUGCCUGGAUGAGUGCAGCCCCCACAACACUCAAGAAGCUCGACACCAUCUAGGA